UUUGUUCCUUCAUCCCUGCAACAUAUAGACAAUCAUCAAUCAACUGUUUCACCUUCCUUCAAUCGGUCUAUUCAACUCAAACAAAAUGACGAAAGACAUGACAGGAAAACCCGUCUUUUUCAAGAAAAACACUCUCAUCCGAAGACAAAAACUCGCCGUUCUCCUCCACAGCUCAGAACCAAACGUUUUCAUCACCACCCACCAACAACCGGAAAACAUCGAUCACCGCAGUAGCAACGCCUCAUUACCUAGCCCUGACUUGUCUUCAAAUUCAUCUCCAGUCUACCCCAUGUCACCAAUCAACCAGAUGCCAUCACCCUACUCCAAAUCUCCUUGGACUCUUCCUCAUGGUAGCAAUGGCGACGAAGGUAGCAUCCACAACACUGCCUUGAUCGGGUCUUUGAUACGUGAAGAGGGUCAUAUCUAUUCGUUAGCGUCUUCGGGGGAUUUGUUGUACACAGGUUCGGAUUCGAAGAACAUUAGAGUGUGGAAGAAUCUGAUGGAGUUUUCUGGUUUCAAAUCAAGUAGCGGUUUAGUCAAAGCGAUUGUUGUUUCCGGUGAUCGCAUAUUUACCGGCCACCAGGAUGGGAAAAUUCGGGUGUGGAAAUAUUCAGACAAGAAGAAAAAAGCUUACAAACGCGUAGGUAAUCUCCCCACGACGAAAGAUUACAUCAAGAAGUCAAUGAACCCUAAUAAUUACAUUGAAGUAAGACGUCGUCGUAACGUUCCAUGGAUCAAGCAUUACGAUGCUGUUGCUUGCAUGAGUUUGGAUGAAGAACGAGGGUUAUUGUAUUCAGGAUCGUGGGAUAAAACAAUGAAAGUUUGGAGGCUUUCAGAUUCAAAAUGUUUAGAAUCUGUAAACGCUCAUGACGACGCCAUUAAUUCCGUCGUCGUUGGGUUUGACGGUUUGGUUUUUACCGGGUCCGCCGACGGGUCGGUGAAGGUGUGGCGGAGGGAGUUAGUCGGGAAGACCACAAAACACGUUUUGGUUUACACGCUUUUGGAUCAGGACAGCGCUGUCACGUCUGUGGUGGUGAACACCUCUCAAACCACCGUGUACGCGGGAUCCUCCGAUGGACUGGUGAACUUCUGGGAACGGGAGAAGCAAACGUUAUCACACGGCGGAGUUCUGAGGGGACACAAGCUUGCAGUGCUUUGUCUCGCAACUGCCGGAAACUUGUUGCUGAGUGGGUCGGCGGACAACAGCAUCUGCGUGUGGCUGAGGGAAGGUGGCGGCAUUCAUAAUUGUUUGUCGGUCUUGAAUGGCCACACUGGUCCGGUGAAAUGUUUGGCGGUUCAGGACUCGAGUGAAGAUGAUGAUCAGAAAAAUCAAGAAUGGAUUGUGUACAGUGGUAGUCUGGAUAACUCGGUAAAUCUAUGGCGGGUAUCAGAAGAGCCGGAAAUUACCAUAUGAAGCUUAAGGAAUUGACAACACGCGCCGCCCUUUAGUGGUGGAGAUCCAUGAUCGCACUCAAAUUAAGAGAAUUUUGAGAAUCGUCGAUUGAAAUGAUGGAUAAAGAUCACAAAAGUUUGCAUUAGAUAGAAAGCGUGAAAACGUUUGAUCAGAUGGUUUGUUGAUGAAGAUCUAUCACCGGCCAGCCUUCCAAAAAUUUGUUUUAUUAUUUUAUAUAUAAAAUGUAAAUGGAAGUCAUGAUUUCUUUUUGAUGAUGAAGAAACUGUAGCAUUUGUAAAUGUUUAUAUAUAACAAAAUAUAAAAGUGUGUA
Messenger RNA from Lactuca sativa (garden lettuce), 1724 nucleotides. RefSeq names its product protein JINGUBANG. The record is from RefSeq and is a predicted model, not a curated record. Gene Ontology annotation, molecular function: protein binding. NCBI's taxonomy places the organism in Eukaryota, Viridiplantae, Streptophyta, Magnoliopsida, Asterales, Asteraceae.